UCUUUUACCCAGACUCCAACCUGAACUCUGGUCCCCUUUCCAAACAAUUAGGGCUGGGAAUUGCCAGGGACCUCAUGAUACCAUCAUGAUACUUGGGUGCCAAUACGAUAAGUAUUGCGAUUCUCACGGUUCUAUAUUUAUUGCGAUUCGAUACUGCAAUUUGAUGUUGCAAAAAUAUUACUUACUAUACAGUGCCUUCAGAAAAUAUUCACACCCCUUGACUUUUUCCACAUUUUGUUGAGUUACAGAUUGCCACAAUCGAGUCAAUUUUAAAUUAUAUUGCCUGCAUACAAUACCCCAUAAUGUCAGUGGAAUAGUUUUUUUAUUAUUCAUUAAAAAUUAAGUUAAUAAAUAUUCAAACCCUUUGUUAUGGCAACCCUAAAUAAGUUCAGGAGAAAAAAUUGUCUGAACAUGUCAUGUAAUAAGUUGCAUGGUCUAAAUUAUUAUUAUUAUUUAAAACAAAUACAAAUUGGAGUCAAAGUAUCAAUACAGUAUCUGCCCAAAUAAUAUUCCGAUAUGUAACUAUCGAUUUGAUUUAGAAAACAACUUUCUAAAUGUCAGGGGAAACGCCAAACUCAAUCUGAGUAAACAUUUUCUCAACGCCUUUUACUGUGUGCUUUGUUUGUUGAUCUCUCUUGCGGAGAUGGUUUGAUAUUGCAGUAGUAAGCGGUUGAAGGAAAUCUUAUUGUUUCCAUGACUUAAUUCCUGAAUGAGCGCUGGUCCCUUGAUCUCUGGCUGCAUAAUAGGAAUUAUGGAAAGGAUUGGGUUCACACACAGCAUGUGACCUUCUAUAACACGGCCAUUUUAUUUCAACUUGACUGUGUGCAUAUUACAUUAUUUGAUAAAUGGUGGCAAAAGCAGUCAGAAAUGGUUUUGUGUAUUUAUUGUCAUGAGAAAGAACUUGAUGUUUUUGCCAUUGAUGACCUGUGAAGGGACUAAAUAAAAAGUUUUCUUCCCCUUAAUGAGAAGUCCCUUGUCAACAAACAAAGCUGUCUUCAGCCAUGAAAGAGGAGACGUUUCACUUUGCCAAUGGGUUUGACCAAGUGGAAGAUGUCAUCGGUGUGGCCCAACCUGUGCGCUUUAACAAGAAGUGCCCUAGUGGGUGGCAUCACUACGAGAAGACAGCCAGCUGUUACAAAGUGUACCUGAGGAAUGAGAACUACUGGCAGGCUGUGGACACGUGUCAGAAAGUCAAUGGCUCUUUGGCGACAUUCGUCACCAACGAGGAACUGCAGUUCAUCCUCAAGAUUGAGGUGGAUUUCGACGAGGAAGUGUGCGAGCGCAGAGACCAGUGCAAGUUCUGGGUGGGUUACCAGUAUGUCAUUACCAAUCAGAACCAUUCACUGGAGGGCCAUUGGGAAGUGUCAUAUAAAGGGUCAAUGCAGGUGUUCCUGCCGCCAGAGGGCCUGACUAACUUUGGAGAGGCAUCUCCGACCCAGGACAACAUCUUCUGUGCCCAGCUGCAGCGCUUUCAGAUCAAGAGUAUGAACGAGCGCGGCCUUCACAGCUGGCAUGCCGAGAACUGCUACAAGAAGUUCCCCUUCCUGUGCAAGAGGAGGCAGACAUGUGUGGACAUAAAGGACCAGGUGGUGACUGAGGGGUACUACUUCACCCCUAAGGGGGAAGACCCGUGCCUGAGCUGCACAUGUCACAACGGCGAGCCAGAGAUGUGUGUGGCUGCGCUGUGUAAUCGCCCGGAGGGCUGCAAGAACUUCGGCAAGGACCCCAAGGAGUGCUGCAAGUUCACCUGCCUGGACCGGGAAGGCAGCAGCUUGUUUGACUCUAUGGCCAGUGGGAUGCGUCUGAUCGUCAGCUGUAUCUCGUCCUUCCUCAUCCUCUCUCUGCUGCUCUUCAUGGUGCACAGGCUCCGGCAGCGCAGACGCCAGCGCAUCCAAACACUCCUUGGAGUUCACCAUUUCAACCUUGGGCGGCGAGUCCCAGGCUUUGAUUACGGCCCGGAUGCUUUUGGCACUGGCCUCACUCCCCUGCACCUCUCUGAUGAUGGAGAGAGAGGCGCAUUUCAUUUCCAGGAACCUCCCCCUCCCUACGCUGCCUAUAAAUACUCUGACAUCCAGCACCCAGAUGACCCCCCUCCUCCCUACGAAGCCUCCAUCAACCCCGACAGCGUCCUCUAUGUGGACCUCGCACGCCAUGGCGUUCAGAUGAUCCCUAGUCAGAUGAGGGACGUGGUAGAUGCCAUGACAGACGCCCCAGCGCCACCUGUCCCUGUGCAAAUGUCCUUCCAGGAGCGGGAAGACUCCAUGGACAGCAGCACCCUACUGGUGGGGCCUGACACCCCCACAGACAGCCACGCCCCUGACUCCAUGCCUGUAGACGGCAGCAACAGCUCCUCCCUCAGCACCGUGGUAUAGGACUGGGGGAGGGGGCUGCUCCCGUCUGGACCCACGCCCCUGACACCAUGCCUGUAGACUGCAGCAACAGCUCCUCCCUCAGCACCGUGGUAUAGGACUGGGGGAGGGGGCUGCUCCCGUCUGGACCCACGCCCCUGACACCAUGCCUGUAGACUGCAGCAACAGCUCCUCCCUCAGCACCGUGGUAUAGGACUGGGGGAGGGGGCUGCUCCCGUCUGGACCCACGCCCCUGACACCAUGCCUGUAGACUGCAGCAACAGCUGCUCCCUCAGCACCGUGGUAUAGGACUAAGGGGGGUGGGGAGCUGCUCCUGUCUGGACCCACACUUUGAGAGAGGAAGGCAGUGGCAGACUGGUCUAUCACAUGGGGUCUGUUAGUUAGAAGAGACUGGGAUGGGAUGGAAAAAGACGGUGUAGAAACAGUAUCAGGGUAGACUGAAGGACCAGUCCACUUCUUGAGGUGUGAGGAAAAUCGGACUGGUGUGUUUCUUGAACAGGUGAACUGAAACCAAGUGGGUGUUUGUCAGAAACGUAACCUCUACAGUUUAACUUAAAUGCAGUGGAUCAGACCGCUUUCGUAUAGGUGAACAGAUGGACGAGUAAGACAAUCAAAUGGAUCUGGAAGACUGAUUCUGUACAGAGAAGACAAACACUACACCAGGAUGAGCUACUGCUUUUAGUUUUCAUUGGACAAAGCUUUUGAAUUAUUUGUUUUGUUUGAGCUUCAUGCUCAAGAUUUCCCCCAAUAUAAACACUCCCUCAAGCCUUACACAAGGUAAUAAUGAAGGGGGAGGUAGAUGGAUCCACUUCAGCUUAAGUCCUUUGCGCUUCUUAAUUUGCAUCCUACUGCUUAUGUCCUGGAGGCCGAGGCAGAACUUAGAUUUUCAGUUAUUGACAAUGACUCGCAUGACUCUGCUCUCUCUCCCAAGUCUCCUCCAUGAAUUAAAUACAUCGUUUUCCUAUCCCAAGCAUCGCCUCUGAACUUGGAUUUUUGCCCUCUAAUCAAUCUGAUAUACUAAGAUGUCUUCGAGAUUGAUAGCACAAUGGUAAAUAGAACAAUGAGAGGUUCUUCUACAAGAGGUUUUUCAACCUUGCAGAAAUAUUUAGGUAUGGUUAUUGUUAGCUCCAGCUAACACAUGUGUUGAUGAUGAGGUAAAUGUUACAACUUUUACAAGAAUCUUGCUACAAUAUUGCAUUUUGUUCAUUAAUUUUUGUUGAUGUCCAUUGGUUGAGUAUUGUCCUUUUCUUGGGUAAGAAAUAGGCUGGGAAUUGUUGGGACCUGAACAUAGAUGAUGGGUCCCUCAUGUUUGUCAAUGAGUUCACCACAAGAAAGAGAAUGUCACUGGUGAGUGUGAAUUAAGGUUAGAGCUUCAUGUGUAGCUUGUAGCAAUGGUUACUUGCUGUUUUGUACCCAAUGAAAUGUGUAAAAGUAAACUUAUUUAGAUGGUGUUCUUUUCAUUAAAUCAUAUUAAUGAUUUAAUACUAAAUUCAUUGGUAAAACAAUCUGUUACUUGACUAUGUGUGAGUGUAUGUAUGCACCUGUAUAUAAAAACCAAACUUUGUUUUUUAACAUUUUGCACAUCACCUGUUUGCCAAGUAGCUCUGUGCAUUUGCUUUCAAUGUCAUUAAGUAUUUUAAAACUGAAUAUAUUUUGCAAGCAUAACUGAUAACGUGGGGAAGUGUAACAAACAUCAAUUGUGACAUUUUUGGAAGCUGCAACUGGAUCCACUGUAAUAUAUUUUCUUGUCAAUGUACAUUGUCAGCUCAGUGUAUUUUAGUUUGACUAUAACAAAGGUGAUAUGAUAGCAAAGGUGAUAUGACAUUGGAGGUUUACCUGGUUAGGUUCUAACGGUAGCCUAUAUGGCAUUGGGUGGCCAACCCCCUUUCUCAUGUUUCAUGAUAAUGACAGACAAAGAAAGUCUAAUGUAGUAAACAAAAAAACUACUAGGAAAGCCACAUAAUUUGACCCCAUUGUGACUCAAGGUGUAAAGACCUGUGAGAGCCCUGUUCAGUUCUUCUGUCGUGCUUGUUCACCUGUAGAGUUGAAAGGCCAAAGGAGAUAGAAGGCUAUGAUGGCAGGCCUAUGAAAGCACAAACACCCCUAUGAGGGUUUUGGAACUACUUUGGUCUAAGCCCUUACCAGCCAGGAUCUACAAAGCAUGGUCAUCUAUUUGGCUGAAGUCUAUCACCAGCAGCACUGAAAUGGGGUGAAGAUCCGCCUUGAGAAUCACAGCUGUGUGUGUGUGUGUACACUGUGUUUAUGUACAGAUGUAUGUAGCAUUGCAUCGUCAUUUUAAAAAAAAUGUUAUUCGGUAGGUCUCAAGUUGUUUAGUAUUUUUUUUCAGCAUAGACAAUCCUUUUGUGGAUUAUCCAAGGAAAUUAUGUUAUGAUUUGUAAAAAAACAAAUUUAUUGUAAACUUGGUGUGCAUGUAUGGGGGAUGGUGUUUUGGAAUCAGAUCUCAAUCUUUGGACUCCCGAGUGACGCAGUGGUCUAAGGCACUGCAUCUCAGUGCUUGAGGCAUCACUACAGACACCCUGGUUCGAUUCCAGGCUGUAUCACAACCGGCCGUGAUUGGGAGUCCCAAAGGGCGUCGCACAGUUGGCCCACCGUCGUCCGCGUUUGGCCGGUGUAGGCUGUCAGUAAAGAAUAGAUUCUUAUUUACAAUGACUUGCCUAGUUAAAUUGAAUAAAUAAUCAUCUUUGGUGUGAGUGUGUUUUCAGCUUGUAGGACCUGCAGUGCAUGUUUUAGUAGAGGCAUGAUGAGAGAACAGAAUUCUAAUUUUCAUCUUGGCCCAGGUUUAGCUUACAGAUGCUUGCCUACAGGUUGAUGUAGAUGAAUGCAUUGGAACCCCUGCUGCAUUUACACAAGUUGAUUUGCUAUUGAAAGUCACAAUGGUGGUGUGAAAAAACAACUUUCAAUGUGUUAUAAAAUGCAAUAGCUGAUAUUUUAAUUCAUAGCUUUUAAAUUGUAAUUGUUUGCUUCUUUUGCAGGCGUCUGUGUGUUUUUCUGAGGUAGAGGUAUAUCUAAUUAAAUGCCAAAUAAAUUGUACCAUGAAGGAUAGCUGCCUGUUGUGUGUUAGGCCUGUAGUGGUAGCAGAGAACUUGAGACCAUAGGAUAAAUAGGCCUACCGACACAUGCCUAGGCAAUACAUGCUUCAUCAGUCUUGGCAUAUGUCUCGGGAAAUCCCUCAGCCAUUGUGACCAAAUAUCAGGGGAUUAAGAUGAGAUGUGUGUUGCUGAUGAAGGGGAGCCCUGGAAGUUGUUAAGGAAUUGAAAUCUACAUCUUGGCAGUGAUGCUGAAACAAAAGAUGUAAGAUUUAUUAGUCAGACCAUAUCAAGCAUCAGUAGCCUAUUACAUCAUACAUCUGCAUCUGAGAGCGACAGCAGGUGGAUUUUAGGCCUAUACACAUACUGUAUACCUGUCUCUUCGACAGGUGCCCUUUUAUAGGCAGACCACUUGGCAAGGAUAUAUAGUACAAAAAAUACAUUGGAAAAAUGAACAGUGCUAACGUUUCACUCAGAUACUGUACAUUUUAACUUGUUACUUGUUUUCUAAAUAAAAGGAUUGACCUUACCAUUUGAGGGCAUUUGUGCUCAGCUGUGAGAUGCCAUGCUCUCCUCGCAUCAAUGUCCCGUUAUGUGACAUUCAUCAUUAAAGACCACUGGCAAUGACACUCCACUGACCAAACAGAAGGGUAAAAAAACUUGACAUUCACUUUCCCAGUCCUUUUUAAGCUUGGCAUUUGCACAGAACCCUAAGCCCUGCCUCUUAGAUUUUUAUUUUGACUUUAAUUAGACCUAUUGAGGUGCUGUGCUUGUUUAUUGGAAAAUUAUUUCCUGUUUAUUACAGGUUCUCACACUGGUGAGUAACAGGUUUGUUUUAAAUGUCCUUUAAAUUUUACAAGGUACACUACCGUUCAAAAGUUUAUACCACUUAGAAAUGUCCUUGUUUUUGAAAGAAAAGCAUUGUUAAACAUUGUUAAUGUCGUAAAUUACUAUUGUAGCUGGAAACGGCAGGUUUUUUAUGGAAUAUCUACAGAGGCCCAUUAUCAGCAACCAUCACUCCUGUGUUCCAAUGGCACGUUGUGUUAGCUAAUAUGAGUUUAUCAUCUUAAAAGGCUAAUUGAUCAUUAGAAAACCCUUUUGCAAUUAUGUUAGCACAGCUGAAAACUGUUGUGCUGAUUAAAGAAGCAAUAAAACUGGCCAGUCUCAAUGCCAACAGUAAAGAGGCAACUGUGAUGCUGGCCUUCUAGGCAGAGGUCCUCUGGCCAGUGUCUGUGUUCUUUUGACCAUCUUAAUCUUUUCGGACAGUCUGAGAUAUGGCUUUUUCUUUGCAACUCUGCCUAGAAGGCCAGCGUCCCGGAGUCGCCUCUUCACUGUUGAUGUUGAGACUGGUGUUUUGCGGGUACUAUUUAUUGAAGUUGCCAGUUGAGGACUUGAGGCGUCUGUUUCUCAAACUAGACACACUAAUGUACUUGUCCUCUUGCUCAGUUGUGAACCGGGGCCUCCCACUCCUUUCUAUUCUGGUUAAAGCCAGUUUGCUCUGUUCUGUGAAGGGAGUAGUACACAGCGUUGUACGAGAGCUUCAGUUUCUUGGCAAUUUCUCGCAUGGAAUAGCCUUCAUUUCUCAGAACAAGAAUAGACUGACGAGUUUCAUUAGAAAGUACUUAGUUUCUGGCCAUUUUGAGCCUGUAAUCGAACCCACAAAUGCUGAUGCUCCAGAUACUCAACUAGUCUAAAGAAGGCCGGUUUUAUUGCUUCUUUACUCAGAACAACAGUUUUCAGCUGUGCUAACAUAAUUGCAAAAGGGUUUUCUCAUGAUCAAUUAGCCUUUUAAAAUGAUAUACUUAUAUUAGCUAACACGAAGUGCCAUAGGAACACAGGAGUGAUGGAUGCUGAUAAUGGGCCUCUACACCUAUGUAGAUAUCCAAUAAAAAAUAUUUUUCCAGCUACAAUAGUAAUUUACAACAUUAACUGUCUACACUGUAUUUUGAUCAAUUUGAUGUCAUUUUAAUGGACAAAAAAAAUUGCUUUUCCUUCAAAACAAGGACAUUUCUAAGUGACUCAACUUUUGAACGGUAGUGUAGGUAAAUGUGUAUUAUGUCAUGGAAGAUAAGAAUGUACCCCUGCACCUUGACUCGGUACUGGUACUCCUUGUAUAUAGCCUCGUUAUUGUUUUUUUUACUAUUUCCUUUUAUUUAGCAAAUAUGUAUUUUUAACUCAGCAAUGUUGGUAAGUAAGCAUUUCACUGUAAAGUCUACACCUGUUGUAUUCGGUGCAUGUGACCAAUAAAAUUUGAUUUGUA
This is a messenger RNA of Salvelinus fontinalis (brook trout), 7676 nucleotides long. Its product is annotated as integral membrane protein DGCR2/IDD-like. The record is from RefSeq and is a predicted model, not a curated record. The coding region runs from base 1002 to 2372 and encodes 456 amino acids. NCBI's taxonomy places the organism in Eukaryota, Metazoa, Chordata, Actinopteri, Salmoniformes, Salmonidae. The transcript has 9 exons. Gene Ontology annotation, cellular component: membrane. Gene Ontology annotation, molecular function: protein binding.